GUCCGCGCCAAAGCUCAGUCAGACAGAGCACGACUGAAUCUCACGGCGGAGCGCGUACAGUUUACAGAGCUAAACCCAGUGACAUUGUGUUCAUGUAGCUCGCUCACACCGGUUCGCCCGUCCUUGGUGUUCUUCAAGAGGACGAGUAUCACUGGAUUUUAACGCUGAGGAUUGUAUUCGUUUUGUUUGUUUACCCUUUUCUCUCGGCGCUGGAUCAGCACGCACGGCGGCGGUGAUACUCUGUCAGCGAGGCAGUGCGGUAGGCGCACUGCACCGGGAUCUAAACUCAGCCUCGCCUCGGUGCCUUUGGCUAGCACCACCGCUAGUUUACUGACGGUUUUUUGCGUUUUGGACUCACCUUUACUCUGAACAAAAUAAACACACACAAAAAACUGCGGGAUUUCUUUUUGAUAUAUAUAUUUUUUUACAUGUAUUGAACUAUGUUACUGUCAAAGUUCGGCUCUUUUUCUCACAUCUGCAACCCAAACAGCAUGGAUCAUCUGCCGGUGAAAAUUCAGCUCCAGCCCGUGAAAGUGGAGCCAGAGCCCUUUGAGAAGGUCUAUCAGGUGGGCUCGGUGCUUGGAAGCGGUGGUUUUGGGACGGUGUACGCCGGCAGCCGCCUGUCUGAUGGUUUACCGGUCGCCGUGAAGCAUGUGGCGAAGGAGAGAGUCACGGAAUGGGGUUCUGUUAGUGGCGUGAUGGUGCCUUUGGAAAUCGUGCUGCUGAGGAAAGUGGGCUCCUCGUUUCGAGGUGUGAUAAAGCUGCUGGACUGGUACGAGAGGCCGGACGGGUGGUUAAUCGUCAUGGAGAGGCCGGAGCUGGUCAAGGACCUCUUCGACUUCAUCACCGAGAAGGGCGCUCUGGACGAGGCCACGGCGCGAGGCUUUUUCCGCCAAGUGCUGGAGGCCGUGCGCCACUGCUACAGCUGCGGUGUGGUUCAUCGGGACAUCAAGGACGAGAACCUGCUGGUGGAUCUGCGCACCGGAGACCUUAAGCUUAUCGACUUCGGCUCGGGGGCCUUCCUCAAGGACACGGUGUACACUGACUUUGACGGUACGAGAGUGUACAGUCCACCAGAGUGGAUCCGUUUCCACAGAUACCACGGACGCUCGGCAACCAUCUGGUCGCUAGGGGUGCUGCUGUACGACAUGGUCUGUGGAGACAUCCCCUUCGAGCAGGAUGAGGAGAUCCUCAGAGGGCGCCUUUACUUUAGAAGGCGGAUCUCAACAGAGUGUCAGCAGUUGAUCAAGUGGUGCCUAUCACUGAGACCGUCAGACAGGCCAACGCUGGAGCAGAUAUUUGAGCACCCAUGGAUGCGUCCCGCAGAAGUGUCCAAAGCAGAAGAAGGUGACAUUCGGCUCCGGACCAUCAGCACGGACACUUCCAGCAUGAGCUCCAGCAAGGAGAGUCUUUGAAAGAAGGCCUUCACUUUAGGGAGUGGCUGGGACUCAAACGGACUUCUAAUCUGCUGCCUUGCCAAUGCUGGGCUUGCAGAUUCUUUUUUUUUUCCUCUUGUAGGGAACCAUAAUUUAUUACAGUUUGCUCUUCCUUUAUAUCUUUUUAUUUGUUCCUUUUUUAUGAUUUAUAAAUCGUUUCCUGAUUGGGGGAACAUUUUGCCAUUUGGGCGGACUUACCAGCACUAUUUAUUUUUAUUAUUAUUAUUAUUAUUAUUAUUUUAUUGUUGUUACAAGGCUGGUUUAUGCAUCUGGCAAGCCUCCUAUACAGAUGUGGCUGCUCUCAUAGAGCUUGGAGAACUUUUUAUUUAAAUGUUUUAAUUUUAUUUUUGAUUUGGAGUGCCUUUUUGAAAGCUGCUGUUUGGGGGGCUUUCAUCAUUUGCUUUUUUUUUUUCUUCUUUGUUUUCCCACAAGCUGGUUUGGAAGUUGGUGCUGCAGCUGGCGAUGGUCACUGCGUGCCAAUGACCAGCCAGCUUGGUGGGGGGGUCUUACAAUGGGGAGGGGGUGACCAAUAGAAAUACUUGAAACGCACUCACUCACUGCGUCUCCUUCUAACGCUGCUCAGUCACAUUUUAGCCUACACAGGUUGUCUGGAAAAAAAACUGUUCCUUUUUUCUUUUUUCUGAAUGUGUAUAGAGAUUCAAUAUAACCGCUGUACCUUCUGAGGGUAUAUAAAACCCCUUCCCCUUUACCCCUCACUCUUCUGCUCCUCAUCCCACUGCUGAUACUACGUUGGCCUGGCUCCUGGGUUUUGGGGGGCCUGGGUGUGAAAAUGCACAAUCAAUGCAAUAUUCAUCUUUUUUUUUUUUCUUUUUUUUCCUUUUUUUUUAAUAAAGUAAUCUUGUACAGUGUGUGUGUGUGUGUGUGGGGUUUUUUUUUUGUGUACAGUUUUUCUUCUUUGCAUUUAAUUUAUUUGUAACAUGUAGACAUUCCACACUCUGUGGCUAUUUAUUUUUAUUUAUUGUCCAUGCUUAAAUCCCAAAUUUUGCAUACCUUUAUAUGGCCUUUUGUUUGCAUUCCUGUUGUUUUUUUUUUUUUUUUUUUUUUUUUUUUUUUUUUUUUUACAUUUGGACAAGAGAUGAUGGAUGCACUGAAGCUGUUGUCAAUGUAAAAAGGAAUAAAACAAGGUUUACUUAAAUUGGAAGAGCUAUGAAUGUUAUUUAACUUCUCUUGUUGGUCAUUGUUUGCCUUGAAAUGACUCUAAUCAAAAUGACAUAUUUGUUGUUUCAGGUCUGUGUAAUCUCCAUUUGCUAGAUGGAAGCGUUUUAGAGAAUUGGGCUGUUGUCACUGGCUCCGUAGUCCAGUGUUAGAUGUUCUUUCUCUCACUCUUUCUCUCUCUCUCUAAUAGUUAAAGCUGUAUGAAACAGAAUGGAGAUCCUAUUUUUAUACAAAAACAUUUCAAUUAAACUUUUAUUUGUACAGAA
This is a messenger RNA of Pygocentrus nattereri (red-bellied piranha), 2878 nucleotides long. Its product is annotated as serine/threonine-protein kinase pim-3. Gene Ontology annotation, molecular function: protein serine/threonine kinase activity; ATP binding. The coding region runs from base 441 to 1415 and encodes 324 amino acids. The record is from RefSeq and is a predicted model, not a curated record. The transcript has 6 exons. Lineage: Eukaryota; Metazoa; Chordata; Actinopteri; Characiformes; Serrasalmidae. Gene Ontology annotation, cellular component: cytoplasm. Gene Ontology annotation, biological process: negative regulation of apoptotic process; protein autophosphorylation; regulation of mitotic cell cycle.